Messenger RNA from Rhipicephalus sanguineus (brown dog tick), 2127 nucleotides. Its product is annotated as myotrophin. The record is from RefSeq and is a predicted model, not a curated record. Gene Ontology annotation, cellular component: nucleus; cytoplasm. The transcript has 4 exons. Gene Ontology annotation, molecular function: protein binding. Bases 152 to 505 code for a protein of 117 amino acids. NCBI's taxonomy places the organism in Eukaryota, Metazoa, Arthropoda, Arachnida, Ixodida, Ixodidae. Gene Ontology annotation, biological process: regulation of barbed-end actin filament capping.
GUUCAAUAUACCGGCUGUGCUUAGCGGUGGUUUGGUUUUGGCCGUUGGCAACAACAAACUGCAAUUUUCUCAAUGAGUGGGCAUCCAACUUGAGAUUUCCGUUCCGCGCCAGCUUGUGUUAUUUCCUUUGCUUUCACCGCAAGCUGGAAAGAUGAGCGCCGAUUUCUUGUGGAGCCUCAAGAAUGGCGACCUCGAUCAGGUCAAGGAUUGCGUCGAGCAAAAGGGUUUGGACGUGAACGCCUCCAUUGACGGAAGACCUCCACUACAUCAUGCAGCUGACUAUGGCCAGGCCGAUGUCCUCAGAUACUUGAUAGACAAAGGGGCUGAUGUAAAUGCUAAGGACAAGUAUGGAAUUUCAGCUUUACUAGCAGCUAUAUGGGAAGGCCACACUGCCUGUGUCAAGCUCAUGGUUGAGAAGGGUGCCUCAAAGGAUGGCCGGACGCCCGAGGGACAGACUUACCUGGAAGCUGCGGAGAAACAGGAGAUCAGGGAUCUGCUUCACUGAUGGCACUUCUUGAGAACUUUCGUGAGAUGGGAGGGCAGUGACCCCACACUUUCACUCUAGCCCUCUUGCAUUGUGUCAGUGUUCACAUGGCCAGUGCACAUUACCCGAGUGUGAGGGAAAGGUUAAAUAUUUAUAGUGACGCUCUAUAGCUCAUGUUUUGUUAUUCAAUAGGUAUAACGUUUGCAUUUAGCUUUUUUUUUUUCGUACUGGUCAUGCUUUUCCUUUCCUUUUUUCGUUUUGAGGUUAAAACGAUGCCUUUGCACUUUCUUUCUUUCUUUGCUUCUCAAUUAUACAUUGUGAAGCCUCAACCCGGUCCCACUUACUUUAGUUUUAAAUCUUGUGAAAAUUUUUUCCCACCUUGUUUGUCAUAAUGGGAUUCGAGCAGAAGCACCUUAGCUUUUUGGUGAGAGUAAAGUGCCUUACGAGAACGAAACACUGGUCCCAGGGUUCUGCCAGAAAAACUAAAAAACAAAGCGAAAGCUCUGCACUGUUGUCACGUGACAUGCGACACACGUUGAGUGGCUCAGUUGCAAUGUUUUAAUCUAUCCUGCCAUUUUUUCCUUCCUCUUGCAUUCAAAGUUGUACUCUCUUUCUCUGUUAAAUUUAAUCCUGCCAUCUGAAAUGCUUGACAUCUUAUUUAAGUACUAGCUCUUUCACCCAGAUUAUACAGAGAGACAUCAUUCUUUACUUAACAUUUCAAGUCUGAUAAAGGAUAUGUGAUAUCUUGACAUUACCUUUAGCCCUAAGGAUACAGUCAUGUUUGCUAGUUCAGCCAUUGAAGCCUUCCUUGUUGCUCUAGCAUAGCUGCCACUGCUUGUCUGGUGUCUCCACAAACGCCAUGUGUUCUCAAAUUUUACAUGCUGCCAGUCACUGCAUCACAUUUUUUCUGGCAAUAACAACUAAGUGUAUGCAAUUUACAAUUCUGACAAGAACUGGAAGGCAGCAUGUGUGACUCUUUUUAACUUACCGGAACACGUUCUGGCAUGCUUUGCUGGUUUUACACUUUGUUCUAUACUGCGUGUUGUAAAUGCAGCUUUUUGUCAUCACUAAGGUAUGCUGCACCAGAUUGAAGCAAACAAUCCGCGCGCAAUCUUUCGUAAUAGCUGUUGAAAGUUGUAUAUGCCAGAAAUUUGGCUUUAUCUCUGUGAACCUCACAAGAAUUGUUUAGAUUGGUGUGUAACAUUGUGCAGUGGUCUUAUAUGUCAGAAUGCCCAAAUGUGUGUGUGUAUAUAGGAAGGAAUAUGUACGCCAUUUAUUUUCCCCUCGAACCUCUGGAACAUCAUUCUAGUGUACUUGGAUGUCAAGUUGUGUACAAGGUGUUAGGUACACACUUAGGUGCAAGAUACGUGCACGUUCCCAAAGAAUGAAGCUUUAUAGGAGAUUUUGUGCGCUUCUCACAUUUCUUGAAAGUUUUAGCAUCUGUCCAUUUAUAAAUGGUGCCCUUCUGCCAUUCUAUACUUAAGCAGCCACUCAGUUUAGGGUAGUCACUCCUUGCUGUACUGUGUUCCUUAGAACUGUGGGAAGGACUGUGGUGACCCCUUGCUGAUGUUGUUGCAUUGCAGUAUCAAUGUCCUAUUUUUGCUGUCAUUAUGUGGAAUAAAUGUGCAAACUUCAAAGAACAA